CUACGAAUCCUCAUCACAGUCCAACCGCAGCAAGGAACCCUUCAAUUCAAAAUGCUUCUCGGCGCUCUGCAACUUGCUUAUCUCUCCUUUCUCUCAGACCCCUCCAGAUUUGUCUUGGAGCCCUUCGUUCUGGCCGGUGUUCUAGGUGUUCUGUACAUCUGCUGGUGGCAAUGGAAGUUUUCCAUAGCGCCCUUGUUGUAUCCGGAGAAGCCCCCGAGUGUCCCCUACUGGAUCCCCCUUCUUGGACAUUCUUGGACCAUGUUUGGAGACUCUGCAUCCUUUAUUUCGAGAAGCCUAGACUAUUUCAACCGAGUGUACAAACCUUUCUCAGUCCAAGUCUUGGGCGACCAACUCUACGUUAUUACUUGCCCGGAUGACGUUUCGACCGUGUACAAGAGAUCGACUGUGUUCUCCUGGCACGGGAGGAUGGACAUGCUUCUCUAUGGAUGGGGCCUUACCAAGGAAGCCAGAAGGAUUUCCUGGAGAAAACCUCUUCCUAGCGAGCUCGAUUCGGACAAGGGCAAGAUCUUGAACCCACACAACAAAUGUCUUAUCGAAGUCAUCGAGGAUGCCUACAAAAUGCAGCUUCUUCCGGGAGAGAGACUUGAUGCAAUGCGAAACUGCAUUAUCUCAAAUAUCAACGACUCGAUCUCAUGGAGCAACAUGUUUGGUCCUUUCGUUCUGGAAUCCGGCAUUGGAUCACGUCGUGUCUCUGCCAAAGAUUUGUGCCGAAUCCUGAUCAUUAAAGCAACCAUACGGACCAUGUUCGGUGACUUGAUCUUUCAGUAUGAGCCCAGCAUCGUCGAGCAACUUAUCACCAUGAAUGACAAAGCCUGGGCAUACGUCUUCGGGUUCCCAAGUAUUUUCGUGCCGAAAUUAUACCACGCGAGGAAGAAGCUCGAUGCAGCGGUCCGAGCAUACAUCAAUACCCCAGAGGCAUAUCGGCAAGGAGAGGGAUGGGUAGUCCGCAGAGUUACCCAGUCAUUGGAGUAUUUUGGCAUGGAUGAAGACAGUCGGGUGUCCAUGCUCUUGAUGGUACUCUGGGCAUCCUACAGUAACACCGUCUCCGCAGCUUUCUGGACGCUGUCCUACAUCGUCUACCAUCCUGAGCUCCUGGAAGAUCUUCGCGACGAAACCCGGCCUGCAAUCGAAAACGGAAUCAUCGACUCCGAAUACCUCGACAAGCACUGCCCUCUUAUGGAUUCGACGUUUCACGAAUGCCUCCGUCUCAUAAGCGGCUCUGUUAGCAUUCGGAGAGUCAACGAAGACGUCGUAAUGUCCAACAUGAAGCUCAAAGCUGGCAAUAGCGUUCUGAUUCCCGUUCGUGAGCUGCAUUACAACAAAAACGUGUGGGGUCAGAGCAACGAAGAGUUCAAGCCGGAUAGGUUUCUCAAUCGCUCCAAUCUGGCAAGCCAUUCCGGAUAUCGUCCAUUUGGCGGAGGAGUAAGCUAUUGUCCGGGUCGUCAUCUCGCAAAGGCUGAAAUCUGUGGCUUUGUCGCUACUCUGAUCAACCGUUUCGAGAUCACUCUACCAGUCAACGCACAGGGAGAGCGCCAGCCGUUUCCCCAAAUGGAUUUCACGAGGCCUUCCCCAGGCGUAAGCCUCUGUUUGGAAAAUAUGGAUCUCGUACUUGAAGUAACGCCGCGGAAGAAGCUGUUGUAGCUCGAUUACAGUUUAGCAAGCAAGAAAGUUAGAAGAGGCCCAUGAUUCUAAUGCAGUUUUGAUCAUAAGGCAGAUGAGGACCACCUAGGC
This is a messenger RNA of Trematosphaeria pertusa, 1752 nucleotides long. Its product is annotated as cytochrome P450. Gene Ontology annotation, molecular function: steroid hydroxylase activity; oxidoreductase activity, acting on paired donors, with incorporation or reduction of molecular oxygen; iron ion binding. The coding region runs from base 52 to 1662 and encodes 536 amino acids. Lineage: Eukaryota; Fungi; Ascomycota; Dothideomycetes; Pleosporales; Trematosphaeriaceae. The record is from RefSeq and is a predicted model, not a curated record. The transcript is spliced from 5 exons.